Babjeviella inositovora NRRL Y-12698 is the source of this 1711-nucleotide messenger RNA. RefSeq names its product Nrp1p (gene NRP1). Gene Ontology annotation, molecular function: 3'-5'-RNA exonuclease activity; RNA binding. Bases 17 to 1597 code for a protein of 526 amino acids. NCBI's taxonomy places the organism in Eukaryota, Fungi, Ascomycota, Pichiomycetes, Serinales. The transcript has a single exon. The record is from RefSeq and is a predicted model, not a curated record.
CACACUCCCAUACAACAUGUGCGACGUCUACGUGGCUCUUCAUAUCGCCACGACCUGUGACGAGCAUGCGGUGUAUGUGACGCGCGAUUCUGCGGAGAUCAUUGAGCUUGCGUGGGUGCUCGUGGACGCAACGACGCUCGUGGAGCUCCAUCGUGAUUCGGUGCUCGUGAAGCCUGUCAACACGCCCAUCACGCCGCUCUGCACCAGCUUGACAUCGCUUACUUGGGAACACGUGCGCGCGGCCGGGACCUUCAAGGAGGCCGUGCUGAAACUCGAUCAGUGCGUGCGUGAGCGCGUGCUCGCGCACAACCUCAGCUUCGCAUUGGUGGCGUUCCACGCGUGGGAUAUUCGCGUGCAGCUUCCGCGCGAGGCUCGCGACAAGGCGGUUGUGUUGCCACCGUACUUGCAGCAUGCGCGCGCGUACGACUUGCAGAAGGAGUAUGCGAAGUGGCAGGCCCACCACCCGGAGUCGUUGUCGUACUCACCGUCGUCUUUGACGAACAUCUGCACGGCGUUGGAGGUGGAGCCGGAGACGACAGCCGCGCCCAGACGCGCGCAGGCCGCCGCCGCAACCGUGGCGCGCGCAGUGGCCGCGUUGGCGGCGAAGCGAACCUCGCCCGAGGACCGGGCGGACGUGCUCACACGCCCCUACGACGCGCGCGCAGACGUCAAGGCGUUCCUCGCAGAGCGCUCUAAAAUCCUCUACAUGAGUAACUUGCCGCACGACACCACGCAGUCAGAGCUCGAGAGCUGGUUCACCCAGUACGGUGGCCGCCCCAUCGCGUUCUGGACGUUGAAGACGCCCGAGCAACACAAAAGCACCGGCUCCGGCUUUGCCGUGUUUGCAACACACGAGGAGGCUGCUGAGGCGCUUGCAAUGAACGGGCGCGCGCUUAACGAUCGCGCGGUCGAGGUACAGCCAUCCAGCGCGCGUGUCUUGGACCGUGCGCAAGAUAUUCUCACUCCGUUCCCGCCAUCAAAGAACAGACCGAGGCCGGGUGACUGGACGUGCCCGUCUUGUGGCUUCUCCAACUUCCAGCGCCGUACCGCGUGUUUCCGUUGCUCCUUCCCCGCGGCGUCGGCCGCGGCGGUCCAGGAGUCGAUGUAUGGGUACACCAACACCCACGCGGCAACCCCUACGCACACACCGCAGGGCAAUUACACACGCGGCAUAUCGUCGGUACCAUUCCGAGCGGGUGACUGGAAAUGCGCCAACGAAAGCUGUGCGUACCACAACUUUGCCAAGAACGUGUGCUGUUUGCGGUGUGGCGCGCCACGUGUCACGGCGCCGCUGAGCAGCGCAGCCACCCAGCCCCAGUACAUGCAAGGGACGGGGCACACCGCGCCCGCCUCCCACAGCGGCUCGCAUACCCCCGACAGCUUGUUGACCAGCUUCCAGCGCCAGUACCCACAGGGCUAUAGUCAGGCGACCCAAAGCUACCCGCAGUACAACGGCUCACCGUUGCACCUGCUCAGUGCCCAGUACUCGGGUUCCCAGGCGCCGCUUCCUCACUUGGACAUUGACAAUUUGUCCCAGCAGUUGUCGGCGUUGCCGCUCGGCAUGGCGCAGCAGCGCGCGCGCAAGGCCGACAAGUAGAGCGCGCAAGAGCGAGUGUGUAGCACGAGCUAUCAUAGUAUCAAAGUCAUUUCAUGGGUAUAGAUAGGACGGAAUAUCUCGGUUCUUGGUAUGGAUAUAUAUUUAUCAUUACGG